Messenger RNA from Bubalus bubalis (water buffalo), 4758 nucleotides. RefSeq names its product complexin 2 (gene CPLX2). The coding region runs from base 405 to 809 and encodes 134 amino acids. Lineage: Eukaryota; Metazoa; Chordata; Mammalia; Artiodactyla; Bovidae. The transcript is spliced from 4 exons. The record is from RefSeq and is a predicted model, not a curated record. Gene Ontology annotation, cellular component: SNARE complex; terminal bouton. Gene Ontology annotation, molecular function: syntaxin binding. Gene Ontology annotation, biological process: neurotransmitter transport; synaptic vesicle exocytosis; regulation of neurotransmitter secretion.
UGGGUUACAGACACCUCUGCUGGCGCCCUCUCUCGUCCCCGUCGCCAGCCCCCGCCUCCUUUCUCAGGAAGCUUGGGUCUCCCUGGGAGCGGGUCUGCCCUUGGGGGAGGCCUGUCGACUCGGCGCCCUGCAGCCCGACGGACAUUCGGGGCGGAUCGAAGAGGGGCUCGGCGCCCCCUGCGUGCACAUGUGCUAGCCCGGGCAGGAGGGAGCGCCUCCGCGGAGGAGUCCAGGAAGAGGGGGCAGGGAGAGGCGCUCCAGAACCUCGGUCCCGGGCGCCCUGGUCGGCCGCGGUGGAGCUGCAGCUUCCAACAGGCAGCCGCAUCGCCCCCAAGCCAGGCCUGCCUGGAGCGCUGCAUGCAAAUUCAGCUGCUGGCUAGGGCACACUAACGCGCGUUGUAGGCAUGGACUUCGUCAUGAAGCAGGCCCUUGGAGGGGCCACCAAGGACAUGGGGAAGAUGCUGGGCGGAGAGGAGGAGAAGGACCCUGACGCACAGAAGAAGGAAGAGGAGCGGCAGGAGGCACUUCGGCAGCAAGAGGAGGAACGCAAGGCCAAGCACGCCCGCAUGGAGGCCGAGCGUGAGAAGGUCCGGCAGCAGAUACGAGACAAGUAUGGGCUGAAGAAGAAGGAGGAGAAGGAAGCCGAGGAGAAGGCGGCCCUGGAGCAGCCCUGCGAGGGAAGCCUGACCCGGCCCAAGAAGGCCAUCCCGGCAGGCUGCGGGGACGAGGAGGAGGAGGAGGAGGAGAGCAUCCUGGACACGGUGCUCAAAUACCUGCCCGGGCCGCUGCAGGACAUGUUCAAGAAGUAACCGGCCCCCGCAACCCCCGGCCCCAUCCACUUGUUACUUUUCUUUUCUUUUUUUUUUUUUGGUUCUUUCUUUACUUUUUAUUCUGUUAAGUCUCAGUUCUGAAGGGGAAAACCUCAGUUGGCCUCUGCCCCACUUCCCCGGCCAGGGGCUCCUCCCCCUCAGCACUCCUUCAUGCCCUCCUUCAUCCAGGGUAUCCCGCCUCCAUCACCUCACUCUCAAGUUGCUUGAAAAGAAGAAGACAGCUUCUCUCCAACAGGAGGUGUUAAGCCCAAGGCGGGAGGCACUGGAGGCCCCCUCUGGAAGCCUGAGGUCUGUGCUGGUGUGGUGAUGCCCAUACAUUCCUUCAUGCGCCCCACUGCCAGGAGGACCACUGUCCCCAGCCAGCCAAAGUAAUGACACAUUCCAGCCCUGCCCAGCAUGCUGACCUUUGGCCUCUAAAUCCCUGUGGGCCUCCAGGUCAGGGCAGGGGUUGAGUGGCCUGGCUCUGAGAAAGGGAGUCAGGGUAAGUCUGGCCUGUCAGGGCCUAGCCUGAGGCUGACCUGCUCUAUUGUGGCCAGGCCCGGGGCUGGGCAGGAGGCUGGGGCUCUCCUUCUUGCCUCCCUCUAAUGACACCCGGUCCAGGAGCACCCCUCUGCCACCCCCACCCGAAGAGGCACAGCCCCUGCCAAGCCAGUCCCUCCACACAGAUCCUCUGUGGACUUUGACUCAUCUAUGGAGGGACCCCAGGGUAGGGCAGCCCCUUGUCCCUCCCCCCACUCCACUUAGGUCUGGAGCCCCACUGCCAGGCUGGGCCCAGCUUGCCCAGCCAAGGGGCUGCCCAGGCCCCCAGAAAACACUUGGAGCCAUUGGGCAGCGAUGGCCUAUGCCAUGGGACUCCCCCCUUGGUGCAGCCUCGCUGCCCCCAUUCUUACCCACCCCUCUUCACAUUGUCCUGUUCACGGGCUUCCAGGGCUCCACAGUCCCCAGGAAGACCACUUUUGACCUUCCUGGCCAAAGCCCCAAGCUUUUGGGGAAAAGCCAGUUCCCACUUGACAGAAGGUGUCUGUUCAUUCAUCUCACUGGCCAAGAACAAUCUCUCCUCUGGGAUGUGAGACGGACAUUUGUUCCCCCCACCCCAAAUUUUCAAGGCCUCCUUCUCAGUCCAUUGUGUGAGAACGAGGGAGUCGUGGAGCACGUGAGAGAGGAAGGUGUGUGUCCAGCUGUGCAUGAAUGUGCAUGGCAGAGACUGUACCAGCAAUUGUGUGUCCUGAGGUUAUACAUAUAGCCCUGUGAUUACAGUGUCUUGAGAUUUUGUGUGUGUGUUAGUCAUCAUCCCUGUGUCAGAGACCCAUGUAUGUUAGGCAGCCUUGUAUAUGUAUGCUUGUUUGAGGUGGUAUGUAUGAGUUGAGAUUGUGUCAUAUGUGCGAACUAACCAUCUCGUAUGUGUGUUACAGCUUGCAUGAGUUAGCUCAUGUCUGCAAUUGUUUUCAAAACUAGUGUAUACAUCAGGAGUGAUAAGAACGUGUUAACUGUUGUAAAAGUACGUGUUUGAGAGAGCUGUCAGAUAUGCUGAGACUAUUGUAUGCAUGUGUGUGGGCUCUGAAAAAGCAGUUGUGUGCUGGAUGUGUGCUUGGGGAAAAGGAAGAUAGGUAAGAUGGCUGCUCUUGGACCCAAAACCACUAGUCACGGGUGGCCACAUCCAACAGGAGACCUUGUCCUUGGCCUGGAGUCCUCCUGCCCUUGGGGGGUUCCUGCCUGAAGUCCUAGAAGUCCACUGAGACAGACCCAGGCAGUGCCCCAAGAAGCCAUGCUGGCCCCCACCAGGGCCUACCCCAAAAGCAGGGGCCAGGGAGGGGGCGACUUGCCUGCCCCAAAGCCCCUGCCCCAUUGGCCCCAGUUUGCAUUCUGCAGGUUUUCCAUUUUAGUGAAUUUAUGCUUUUAUUUCAGAGACAGACAUGUGUCUUCUCUGUCUGUUUCCAAUAGUUAAAGCCAUAUCAGUUAGACUGCAAUACUUUAAAGACAAGACAAAACAAUCCAUAUGUUUAGGGAACCAGAAAAGUCCCCUGGUCUGUCCCUUCUAUGGGGAGCAGGGCCUCAGCAGCUCCAGUUCCCUGGACUUGCCCUUCUCCCCUGCCCCUACCACCUCUGCUGUGCCCCUGUGUCCUGCCCCCCAGGGGCCCGUGUCUGUGCCUGUGUCUGUGAUGGGGAGCCACCUUGCACCCCUGUUGUCUGCUUGUCUAUUUGUGUCUGUUAUCCUGGGCAGGAUGGUCAUUCUCAGGGGCCCCAGGGGCCUGAGGCAGAAACAGACGGGGUCCAAUCUUGGGGCCCUAGACCUCCCCAACCCUGUGUAUAGCUUCCACCUAGACACAGGGAUGGGCCCCACGUGUUUAGAGAGGUCUCCCUCUUGACAAGGGCCCACAGACCUCAGAGGUGGUACCAAGGCACAGAGAAUAUGAGGUGGGCAGUGGAGACCAAGGCCCAGGGGCCUUCAGAUGCACAGGGGAACCUACUCACACAUGCAGGACAUCCCAGGCAGGCCCAAGGAGCACCAGACACUCAGAGGGUGUCUCUCACAGUCUUCACAGCCCCUCUGCACGCCCAGAGUGGGCUCAGGGCUUUUCCCAGAGGAGAGUGCCUUCCAGGCUGUCUGGCUUCAGGCUGGUGCACAUCCCAGACUCCUCCAGCCUGCUUCUGAGCUGCAGGACUAGCCAUCUUUCCAGAGGAGGAGACAGGGGAAGAAUUUCUGCUGAGGCAUACACUUCCAGGGGAUGACUCCUGGGUCCAGAGAAACAUGAUGACCAUCGUUCCUGACACAGACCUCACUGUGGAGAGAGGCUAACAUGUGACCAGAGAGGAUGUCAUGGGCAACACACUUGUGGGGGCACAAAAUAUUUGUGGGGCACUCUAGUUGGGAAUGGAUGGUCCCAUGAAGUACAUGGGGUGAGAGGGACGUGAGGCCCGCUGAUGGGAGGACGCAGAGUGUAUGUCACACCCAAAUGGGGCAGUGUGCAUGCGACACACUCAGGAGGCGGGGCAGGGAGGGAGUGACCCCACAAUUCACACGCACACACACAGCACACAAGGGAGGCAUCCCCUAGCUAGGAGAAAGGAAGGAGCGAUCAGCGCCCAUGAGUGAAAACAGAACAAGAGGCCAGGUUGCCAGGGAAGGCCUCCUCCUCUCUGUGUGCCUGGGAGCUGACCGCCGGAGAGCAGAGAAUGGGCUUCUCCAGGUCCCUUGUGCCGGGCACUGGUGAGGGCUAGGGUUUCCACACAGGUACAUCCUCCAAUCCAGGGCCAGAAGGUGUCCUUAACUACGAAGCAGUCUCCUCCAAAUGCAAGGUCAAGAGACCCUUCUGGCUGUGAGAGAGGGCGAGAGCCAGAGAGAGAGAAGGGGACAGAAUAACUCCAGCUCAAGUCCCUUUCAGAUGAGACAGCUGGUGAGCAAAACAGCCUCCCCACAGGCUCCUGGCUAGAGUAAAAGGGGGGCAAAGCAGCAGCCCCAGGAGCCCCUGAGCCCAGCUGGCAGGGCUGCCCACCACCACCACACCACUGCUCCAUCCAGCUGGGACAUGGGGACCAGCACAGGGGCUGGGGGUCAGACUGGCACUGAGGACGUGCCUCCCACAAACAGCCCCUGCUCUCCUCCCCACCCAAGUGUCCCCUAUCUUCAUGGAAAGAGAGUAAGAGGCACUCCUGCUGGCCCUUGGGGCGGUGGGGGCUGGGGGUCCCAGUGAGGCCUGGGCGAGGACGGCCAUCCUACCUGUGUGGGGGAGCCCCUUCCCCACCUCUGUGCUGUGUCCUUGUUGCUCUGCUUCCUUUAAAUGUGUCAGUGCCUGGGGGGAGGGGAGGGGCACCCCUUCACGCCCCCUGAACCUGACCAAAAGCCAUGGCUGUUGCUCCCCCUUUGUAUGAUGCAGAUGCUAAGAUGUACCAAACCAACCAUGACACAAAGAAAAGACCUUGUACAGUA